AUGUCUUUUUCGUCACUCCCUGCCACUCUGUCACCGGCCCUCAGCGGCCGAGAGGCCAUUGCAGACGCCAUCUACCGCUGUGUCAUCGCGUAUGACACAGAUGAUUUGGCACUAUUCGAAUCUUCCUUUACUAGUGAUGCCAUCUUCGAGGUUAAUGGCAAAAUUAUGAACGGCCUCGAAGCCAUCAAAACACAGAGCUUCGUCCCAGUCUCCAAGAUGGACACAAACCACUUCAUCAGCAACAUACGUAUAAACGUGAUCGACCCAGAUUCGAAGGCACAGGUCACCUGCUCAGCUCUUGCACAACACUACCGCAGCGGCGAAGGUAUGAAGCCGGGUGCUGUGUCGCUACUUGCCGGCUCCCUCUACUGGGCAGAUGUGACUAAGGACGUCGGGGACGAGAUAUGGAGGAUAAAGCAUAUCAAACUCAACUCGACGUGGAUACAAGGCGACUCGGGCGUGCUUACCGAUUAA
This is a messenger RNA of Grosmannia clavigera kw1407, 474 nucleotides long. RefSeq lists its product as uncharacterized. The coding region runs from base 1 to 474 and encodes 157 amino acids. The transcript has a single exon. The record is from RefSeq and is a predicted model, not a curated record. NCBI's taxonomy places the organism in Eukaryota, Fungi, Ascomycota, Sordariomycetes, Ophiostomatales, Ophiostomataceae.